CGUAGCUGCAUGGGCCCCUGCAAGAAAGAUCAUCGAGGCACAGCUCGACAAGCUGCAAGCCAAGCCCACUCCACGCGGCAGUUGGCCUCGGUUGCAAUAGCUCGCCGCAUUCUUCAUCGACAUCUUAUAUCCAUCCCUCCAGUACGAAAUUCUCAAAUUAGCAGGCCAGGAUGCUGCUACAUCACCUUGCGCUGCUCAUCUCUUUUGUGACGGCGCACAACCAUCACCAUGCGGAAACGGAGAUACCUGCAGUCCGGACAUAUUUCUACGUUGGGGGUGGCUAUAGUGAAGACGGCAAGGGUGGCCAUAUAUUCAAGGACCAAAUGUAUGUCGAAAAAUUAUCGCCAGUGCCCACCAAACAACAUGAUACGGACCCUAUCGUUUUGAUCCACGGCCAAGGGCAGACGGGCACAAACUUUCUUGUGAAGCCAGACGGAGGAAUAUCAUGGAGCUCACGAUUCCUUGAGGCUGGCCACACUGUCUACAUCGUGGAUCAGACCUUCCGCGGACGCUCCGCUUGGGCACCGAGGGCUGGUGCUGAUGCGCCGUCGACCUAUUCUGCUGAGCUCAUCCAACAACGCUUCACCGCUCCACACCAAUAUCGUCUCUGGCCACAAUCCACUCUCCACACCCAAUGGCCAGGAGCGGGCAUCAUGGGCGAUCCUACAUUCGACGCUUUCUAUUCCUCCAACGUCCAGUUUAUCUCCAAUGCUACCUAUCAACAGAGCACUAUGCAAUCGGCUGGAGCAAAGCUUUUGGAUUCGAUCGGUACUCCAGUUUGGUUGCUUGGCCACAGCCAGGGAGGUCUUCUGCCGUUGCUCAUCGCUGAUGCACGGCCCCAUCUCACGAAAGGCCUUCUCUUGCUGGAGCCGACGGGCCCGCCCUUCCAGGAAGCAGUCUUUGGAUCUGCAGCAGCGAGGAAGUGGGGCUUGACAGACAUACCGAUGAAUUAUUCGCCUCCAGUGAUUGACCCCGCGGUCGACCUAGUACAGCAGGUGUACAAGCCUGCAAACCUGACAUCCAAUAAUGCGACUGUUCCUUGUGUGUUGCAAGCAACCGAGCCAGCUCCGAGACGACUUCCUCAUCUUGCGCCGCUGCCCAUUCUCACCGUUACGUCAGAAGCUAGCUACCACGCGCCGUACGACUACUGUACGGUCAACUUUCUUAAGCAAGCUGGCUGUUCCAAGGCUGAACAUCUUGAGCUUGGCAAAGUCGGUAUUCAUGGUAAUGGGCAUAUGAUGUUUAUGGAGAAGAACAGUGAUGAGAUAUGGGAACGUAUACAUGGUUGGAUGGGGGCUGCUAAGUAAAACCCCAUGAAUAUACAAAACCCUUGUUGCCAACGUCUUGAGUUGAAAAUCACAGUCACCAAGCCAAUCUUUCAGAUAGCUAAAUCCAUGACCCUCCUACUUGUUCGCGGCCUCACGUUUCUCAUCCAUCUCCACAUC
Molecule: messenger RNA, 1445 nt
Organism: Alternaria rosae
Lineage: Eukaryota; Fungi; Ascomycota; Dothideomycetes; Pleosporales; Pleosporaceae
Product: Alpha/beta hydrolase family-domain-containing protein
Exons: 2
Coding region: 171-1307 (378 amino acids)
Source: RefSeq, a predicted model, not a curated record